This is a messenger RNA of Vigna radiata var. radiata (mung bean), 864 nucleotides long. RefSeq names its product protein LURP-one-related 15. The coding region runs from base 31 to 627 and encodes 198 amino acids. The record is from RefSeq and is a predicted model, not a curated record. The transcript is spliced from 3 exons. Lineage: Eukaryota; Viridiplantae; Streptophyta; Magnoliopsida; Fabales; Fabaceae.
CCUAGAACUCUUCGUCUCCCUCUCUCUCCAAUGGAAUAUCCAUUUCCAGUUAUCGACCUUUCCUACUGUGCUCCUUACAUAAUCAAUCUUCAAAUUAACACAGAUAAAGGUGCCACUUACGACGGAAAUGGUGACCGUCGUUUUUAUAUCAAAUCUCCCCGUUUAACCCUUCACGACCGUUGUGUCUUGUGUGAUGAUGGCGGAAACCCCAUCCUCACUCUAUAUUGGAAGAUCAUGACAAUGCACCGGCGAUGCCAAGUUUUCAUGGGUGAAAGCAAUGAUUCCUCCAGAUUGUUGUUUUCAGUGAAAAAGGCAGAACUUCUCCAGAGUGGAGUGAUGAGAUUAGAGGUCUUCCUUUCAAAUAACAAAAAAGAAAGUGAGUGUGACUUUAGGGUAGAUGUUGUGAGUGGCAAAAGAUCAUGCCAUGUUUAUGCAGGUGAAUCUCCCACAGUUAUUGCCUCGAUGCAGAAUAAUGGUGGCUUCAAUGUCGUUGUCUAUUGCAACGUGGACUAUGCAUUCAUAGUGGCACUACUUAUGAUUGUUAAAGACAUCAACUUCUUUUACGAUGGAGUUCGGGAUUUUGCAAAGGCAAUAACGCCAGUGGCAUUGAGCAUAAUGAUGAGCUAAAGGAGUUCCCUAAUAAUUUUACUCUGAUUGUGGAAAGACUUAAAGCAAGCAAAGAUUGGUUUGAUUCAACUUUUCUUGUAGAAAACAUUGGGUUUGGUUUUCGACCAUUUUCAUGUUAAUGCAUGUUUCCAAAGUGUAUGAAAUUACGCUUAACUGUUUUUAGUUUUAUAAGUUACCAAAUCAGUAACUUCAUUUCCGGAAAUAAGAUUAUGGGCAGUCCAGUCACCAUUUCAUUCA